Messenger RNA from Fusarium vanettenii 77-13-4, 819 nucleotides. RefSeq lists its product as uncharacterized. Gene Ontology annotation, cellular component: retromer complex; endosome. The transcript is spliced from 3 exons. The record is from RefSeq and is a predicted model, not a curated record. Lineage: Eukaryota; Fungi; Ascomycota; Sordariomycetes; Hypocreales; Nectriaceae. Gene Ontology annotation, biological process: intracellular protein transport; retrograde transport, endosome to Golgi. The coding region runs from base 44 to 649 and encodes 201 amino acids.
CCCAUCUACAGCUUCAUUUCUCUCCCGGCGCCAGAGAGACACCAUGGCUUUCCUCAUUCUCGUUAUAGGGGAUCUUCACAUCCCUGACAGGGCGCUUGACAUUCCCGCCAAGUUCAAGAAGCUCCUCGCCCCCGGCAAGAUCGGCCAGACGCUCUGCCUCGGAAACCUGACCGACAAGCACACGUACGAGUACUUGCGAUCGAUCUCUCCGGACCUCAAGAUCGUCAAGGGCCGCUAUGACGUCGAGGCCACCUCCCUCCCCCUGACCCAAGUCGUCACCCACGGCAGCCUCCGGAUUGGAUUCCUCGAGGGCUUCACUCUCGUCUCCAACGAGCCCGAUCUGCUCCUGGCUGAGGCGAACAAGCUGGAUGUGGAUGUUCUGUGCUGGGGUGGCACUCACCGCUUCGAUGCUUUCGAGUACAUGGACAAGUUCUUUGUGAACCCGGGAAGCGCAACUGGCGCAUUCCCUGGAAGCUGGGGCAAGGACGGCGAGGAGCCGACACCAAGCUUCUGCUUGAUGGAUGUCCAGGGAAUCUCCCUCACUCUCUACGUUUACCAAUUACGGAAGGAUGAUAAGGGUAAUGAGAAUGUAGCGGUGGAGAAGGUGACAUACACAAAGCCGGUUGAGCCAUCAGGAGGAUCAUCAUGAGAUGAGCACGGGAGCAAUAGGGGGCUACCACUCAAAGACAUUCAGCGAUGCAUUAAAGACCAAAGAAUCUAUACCCAUCACAGCUUCAAGGAGCACGUUAUAAAUACUACUCCAAAAGAGACAAGGGACGCUCAUACUCGAUAUGCAUGGUCCAGCUUAGACGGACCGUC